AUGAUGGAGGACGGUCUCAACGUGGACGAAUUGUUUGGGGAACCCACCUCACUCGAGUUGGGUCUGCCACCGCCCGCCUCCACCAAAGGGCUUGCUCAGCGUCUGGAUGAAUUGAGAUUACUAGGGUGCUGCCAGAAGAUUGCCUGGUCAAGGCAGGGGUGCAUCGCUUAUAUCACCCCGGAUUCAUUGCGGGUGAAUCUCCGUCACUUGGAGUGCCGUCCGUCGGAUGGCAAGUGGAUUCUCAGCGAUGAGACGCCUCUGAUUCCCGUCACCGAAGCCCAUGGUGGUCAUCCCCUAGCCCAUCUGUCCUGGAACGAGGUCGGUUCGGAAUUGGCCGUGGUCGAUGCGUCCGGCCGCGUCUCGAUUUAUAACAUCGCGAUUGCUCUGAAUAGUCUGGCUGGGCAGCGGCAAGCGGCGUUUGAUCCGGUUGACGAUGGAGCCCAGAUUGUCGGAAUGAUGUGGCUGAAUGUGCAGCGCUCGGUGCAUGCUUUCAACCAAGCGGCCAAGGUCCAAGGUCGUUGGGCUUAUUCACCCUUUCGACGCCGCCCCAUCGGCCCACUACAUCCAGCCGGGAAAGCAGCCCUGGUCUGUAUCACCAGAUCGGGCAUGAUUCGACUUCUGUAUCAGAACCCGGAUGGUCGAUGGGCCGAGAUUUCUGCGGAAUUGAAGAACGCCACCUACUCGGACCGACAGCUGACCCAUGCGGCCAUAGGGGCCGUUCAGGGCGGCAUUCUCGUCGCUACUUAUUCGGCAUGCCAGAACUUUUGCUUCUACCGGGUGCAGAUCAACUGGACUCCGUCACAAUGGGACCCGAGUCAGCUGAAGCUAGCGCCGAAUCAGUUCCCGGUCCCCAGUUUUCGUUUCAUGCACGCAAAAGUCGAAACGUCCUACAGUAUACCGUGCACGACCCGGUGGGCAGGACCAAAUUCUGGGGCGCUCCCUCCAUCCACAAACUCCUUGUAUUGCCUGACCCAUUUGGAUAUCUUUUUAGCGGCGCACGACAAUUCCGCUGGGAUGACGAUGAAUCCUUGGAUCGUUGCUGUUUUCUCCAUACCUCCCCAUGCUGUGGCCGACCACUCUCAACAGAACCCCUCCAGUGUUAUCGUUCGAUGGCAAUUGGAUUCGGCCCCCCCAAAAUUGCACCCGAAGUUUGAUGAAGUGACUUCGGAGAAGAAUAAUCCACAGAUUAAACCAAGGACGGUGCUGUGUCGACUGGAUGAUAUCCAGUGCGAUCGAUACAUUAUAUCGAUAGAUCAGACGGAGUUCGGAAAUGUCCUUGCCGUUGUCUAUGAUGACAGUUCCAUUGCCUUUUAUGACCCAAAGACAAUGACUAUUAUCAAUGGACUGGAUGACACGAAUACAAUAACGAGUCUGGUUCAGGGGGGUUUUCGCUACCCGCCCGAUUCUCCAGGGCUUCAUGUUGAUUUUUCGCCCAGUGGCUGCGUGGCCAUGAUGCUGGACAGCGACGGACAAGUGCAACUUCGAGUCAUGGAGCAUUCAUACGGGGCGGAAGACGGGCUUCCGGAUGAAAAUAAACUAUCCGCCGCCAUCGCCUCUUUGACGCUAGCCUUUUGCCGUGGCUGUGGGAGCGAGCUCAAUACAGACGAUAUACUGAUGAUUCUAAGACGCCAAGUGUCGCCUGCGACGUUUAUCAACGAAGUAUAUCGCGCGCUGGCUGUCAAUUGCAAUUUUACCCAGGAAAAUGAUAAACUUAUGAGCCAUCAGUAUCUUCCUCGUUGCCUCAGCAUACAGGCUGCCUUGGGAUUCAAGGAUAAAUACAAGGCACGAAGCUUUGCAUCCAAUGUUCCCUGGACUAUUCUUCAACUCCGCCAUGCUUCCGUACUAUAUGCCUUGUUUCUCCAAUUCAACAAGGGAAUUCAAACAGAACCUCCAGAUGCCGACGCUUUGCGCAUUUUACUCGGAAAUACGAAAUGGGCCCUGGAUUUCCUGAAUUAUAUUCUGAACGAACUGCUCGAUCUAUCAGACGAGUUUGAAACCGUGUUCUCUGACCAAGAGGCGUUUGCUCAGAAACUAAAAUCCACAAACUCCCUCCCCCUCGUCAUCCUCCUAUCCAGCAUGUCCCGCGCUUUCCUCCGUUUCAUCUGUCGCGGACUCCAAGGAAUCUACGCCGGUUACGCCGCCGCCCCUGUCACCGGCGACGCCCGCGUCUACUACGCUGAAGUCUGCCAGACUCUAGACGCCUCUCCGGUGCGAAUAGACGUCUACCAGAAAUUCAUCACCGGCGUGGACACGGCAGUCAGACAUGUUUACCACGGUGCCGGGUUCGGGGACACGGAGCGUCCCGGCCCGGAAAGGGAGUUACUCGUCAACGCUCGCAUCUCCCCCGUCCUCAUUUCCGCCGUCGUGACGAUCCUCCGCGAGACCGUGCCGGCGCUGAAACCUGAAAUUGACCGCAUGGCCAUCUACACGGCCGAUUAUAGCUGGUUAGGACUCGGCACCGAUCGUCGCGCUGAGUGCUAUCGCAGGGCUCGAGACGUCGAUAUCAUUAAGAAGAUGCCGGUACGAGCGCCCGUUUUGCCACCCAAUGGCUCGGAUCAUCAUCAGCAGCACCAGGAACAUCUCCCUGGGAAAUCCACCGGCUUCGGUGCCCCGUCCAAGGGACAGGUCCGUAGGCGAUGUGUUCGCUGCUGCGAGGUCUUGUGUGGUCAACCCGUCAUCUUUAUAACGGCGUACCCCGUUCCCGUUUAA
This is a messenger RNA of Aspergillus tanneri, 2709 nucleotides long. It is a transcript of the gene SIN4, whose product is annotated as mediator of RNA polymerase II transcription subunit 16. Lineage: Eukaryota; Fungi; Ascomycota; Eurotiomycetes; Eurotiales; Aspergillaceae. The record is from RefSeq and is a predicted model, not a curated record. Bases 1 to 2709 code for a protein of 902 amino acids. Gene Ontology annotation, cellular component: mediator complex. The transcript is spliced from 10 exons. Gene Ontology annotation, molecular function: protein binding. Gene Ontology annotation, biological process: positive regulation of DNA-templated transcription.